AUGUGGUUCGACAAGUGCAUGAUACGUUACUCCAACAAAUAUUUCUUCUCCAUCAUGGAGUAUGAGCCUUUCCUUAAUGUGACAAAUGGAGAGAACAUCGAAGAACCAGAUGUCUUUAUGAAUGCAUUGAACGAGACAAUUUGUAGUUUGGCGUCUAAGGUGAUCCGACGUUAUAAGAAAUCAUCUGUCGCCAAAUAUGCAACUUCAGUAUUCAUAUUACAAGGAAAUCCAAUCUACAAAAUGGCACAGUGCACUCCAGAUAUCUCUAAAGAUGAUUGUUCCAAGUGUCUUCAUAAAGCUAUUUUACAUCUUCACGAGCGCUGCUGGGGGGAAAUUGGCUGUAGAAUUCUGAUGCCCAAUUGCUUUGUUAGGCAUGAGAGAUACGAAUUCUACUUCAGCAACCCAAAAGGUAAAUGGCAAAAAAAUGUGGCAAUUGUUACUUCAAUUACUGCGUUGGUUUCCCUAUUAAUCUACUUGUCUUUUAAAAUGAUGAAAAAGGUGAAGAAGGAUACUAUAAAUGAAAAAACUGAUUGCUCACGUUUUAGUUUGAGUAUAAUUGAAGCUGCAACAAAUAACUUCUCUGACAAUAACAAGCUAGGAGAAGGAGGAUUUGGUACAGUGUAUAGGGAAAUAGCUGCAAAAAGACUUUCUAAAAGCUCUAUGCAGGGAACUGAAGAAUUUAUGAAUGAGGUUCAAUCUGUAGGCAAGAUUCGACAUAGAAAUCUGGUGAGGUUGCUGAGAGUUUGCCUUGAAGGAGAAGAAAAGAUACUGGUCUAUGAGUUUGUUCCCAACAAAAGCCUUGAUUACUUUCUUUUUGGUUAG
Hevea brasiliensis (rubber tree) is the source of this 822-nucleotide messenger RNA. RefSeq names its product cysteine-rich receptor-like protein kinase 25. Gene Ontology annotation, biological process: protein phosphorylation. The record is from RefSeq and is a predicted model, not a curated record. NCBI's taxonomy places the organism in Eukaryota, Viridiplantae, Streptophyta, Magnoliopsida, Malpighiales, Euphorbiaceae. The coding region runs from base 1 to 822 and encodes 273 amino acids. Gene Ontology annotation, molecular function: ATP binding; protein kinase activity. The transcript is spliced from 4 exons.